CGCAGUCGGACCGCAGGAGAAGUUGGCAGCAGGAAUCAUCGGCUCAAACAUCUGUUUACGAACGACUUGUGACGCGUUUCGUGUACAGAUGGAGGCGUCCUCCUCACAGAGCAGAGGUAGUGGCAGGGGCCUGUGGAACAACGCCAGGCCUGCUCCGUACAGCAAGGACACCCAGGACAUGCUGAGAUUAAUGAUGCAGGAGUCACAGCUCAGCAACCUCCAGAGAAAACAGAUCAAUGAAUGUCUGAAAAAUGGAGCAGCUUUGCCACUGGUCCCUGACCACACGUCACCAACCGCUCCCGCUCAGCCUAAAUCCAGUAAAUCUGUCCACAAACACCUGCCAGGCAAGCCUCAGAGACGCAGCGCUGAGUCAUGUCGUUCUGGGAACAGCUACGUCAGAGAAAGGUUCUGGCCCGCCCCGACCAGAGACUUGGAGAAGGAGAAGAGGAGGCUUCAGCAUAUGAUGGCAACAGGACAGGAAGAGCCCACAGCUGCAUCUUCCCCAAAUGUUCCUACAUGCUGGAGCUCAGGAGUGAUGGAGGAGAGAGACCGGUACCAGGAGGUUCUGGACGAGAUCGAGGAAAGGCGACAGUUUCUGUCAGAAAUGGCUUCUCUAGGUCAGGAGAAGAAGUACAUGAGUAUCAUCAACACUGAAAUAUCCCAGAAAAUAAGAGAACUGGAGGCUCUGGAUAAGGACCACAGCGACGUCCAAAAAGAGGGAACAGCGUGCACCGCGGACGACACAUAACAGUGGAGACCAACUGCUGGUCGUUACUUUAAAAUCAUGACGUGUCCUCUAAUAACACAGAGGACAUGUCAUCUUCAUCUUUGGCACCUGGUGGAUUUCUUUUCCUCACAUCCAGUUGUAUUUUGUUUAAUCUUGUUAAAACAGUCUGAUGUCCUCUUGGGAGGAGGAAGUGUCUCUGCAAAAUAAAUCAAAACAACCUACACAAAACAUAACAUACACCCGUACAGUUGAGGCAUAUAACGGUAGUAAAGACGAAAAAAAAGGUCAGAAUGUGAAAGUGUUAAACUCACAGAAGACAGCAUAAUCUGGUUGGA
Messenger RNA from Solea solea (common sole), 1062 nucleotides. RefSeq names its product chromosome 10 C22orf23 homolog (gene c10h22orf23). The coding region runs from base 89 to 748 and encodes 219 amino acids. The record is from RefSeq and is a predicted model, not a curated record. NCBI's taxonomy places the organism in Eukaryota, Metazoa, Chordata, Actinopteri, Pleuronectiformes, Soleidae. The transcript has 7 exons.